AUGCCUAGAGAUACAAGAAACUCAAAAAAACUCUCCUCCUCCUCCUCCUCAACCACCACCACCCUGAAACCACCCCAACAAUCCAGUGCCCACGAUCCAAACGUCCACAACAAUUGCCUUUCCCCACAAAAACAGAAUUCCACUGAAAAAAGAUCCCUAGUUUGUGCCAUUCCCCAAUCUGGGUCCACAAAAUUUCCAAUCUUUCGUAGAAUUAGGGUCCUUGAGGUUUCGACUCCUAGGCGAUCUUUAAGGCUUUCUUUGUUGCGGGACCCAAAUGCAAAUCAACCUGUCAGCGACAAGACCAGUGAUUGCAAGUCUGAUGAUAUGAGGGUUUUGUCUUCGAAUGAAGUGGAAAUGGAAACUAGUAACAGGAGUCGUGUUAUUACUCUUGGACUUCAAGAACCCAAAGCAAGAGUGAGUGCUGCUGAAACAAAUGAACAGGAGAUUAUUAAUUGUAAGAAGAGAAAGAGAGCUGAUGAAGCUACUAAUAAAACGGCUGUUGAAGGGUGGACAAAGGAGCAAGAAAUAUUUUUGCAAAGAGCCUUUUUUGCCACCAAGCCUACUCCUAAUUUCUGGAAGAAGGUUUCUAAGCUGGUUCCUGGAAAGACCGCACAGGAUUGUUUUGACAAAAUCAACUCUGACCAGAUGACUCCAUCUCAAGCUCUGCCGAGAUCGAGGAUUAAGAGAAUAAACUCAUCACCUCUUGAAAGUUCUUUGCUCUCUGCUAGCAAGCUACUUAAUCCCUCUGGCCCAAAGAGUAAACGAUUGAGUCGUAAGCAGAAGAGUCAUAUUGCACAUAAAAAUGUUAGAGAAUUAUUGCAGAAGCAGAAUCAAAUGGACCGAGAUUAUGAAGCAGACUUAUUCUCCAUUCUUGAACCCAACAUGAAUGCAUCGACCGAAGAUUCUCAGCUGCCUGUUAAAAUUUCCACCCCCAAGCAUUCACAACAAAAACAGGGCUUUCUUCACACGUUGCUUGAGAGAUCUUCUUCUGGCCAUAAAAAGCCCCUUUCAAGAUUGAGUUCAUGUGGAAUAGAUAUUGUUAGUCCCCCAGUACUGAAACAGGUGAAAAACAGGGCUUUACACGAGAAAUAUAUUGACCAAUUGCACUGCAGGGAAGCUAAGAGAAAGGCAGCAUAUGCACGGGCAGGAAAAUCUGUUGCAGGAAAAGAGAAUAGAGGGGAGAUCAAUGUUCAGAAAAUAGAUGUGGUUAGAGCUGCAAAAAGUACCCUAGUUUCUGAUGUACGAGAUGCUAUUAAUCAGCUCCAAUAUGUGCGGGCUGAUGGCAGCACCUCAUCUGAUUUUGAUGAUGAUGGUGUUGGUAGUGAUGAUGAUGAUGGCGGUGAAAGUAGACUAUGA
Dovyalis caffra is the source of this 1356-nucleotide messenger RNA. NCBI's taxonomy places the organism in Eukaryota, Viridiplantae, Streptophyta, Magnoliopsida, Malpighiales, Salicaceae. The record is from the annotation of a GenBank genome assembly.